UAUGCCGCGGUGCAUGCCGGGAAGAGAAUAGCAUUCAAUAUGGCGACUUCCACAGGAAAAGAUGGAAAAGCUGUCUGUAGCUCGGGUGUGGAUCUAUUACUGCACCCUGAGCUGUUGUCUCACGAGUUCAUGCAGCUAAUCUUACGUGAGAAACAUGUCAGUACCAGAGAAUGUGAAAGCCGGGACCGGCUCACAGAGCUUUACCUUCGGCAUGUCAUCCCGCUGCCGCAGAGGACUUUACCCGACAGUCGCUGGGGAAAGAGGAUGGAGAAGAUCCGAGGGAGGCACACAGCGGCCGGUCACAGUUCAGACAGUAACGACCAUAAUAGGAAAAGGCCUCUGAUUGUGUUUGACGGCAGUUCCUCUCACUCCGGCCCAUUAAAAGUAAAGAAACCAGAAGGAACCGCCUUGUCAACGGGAAUCACUGACAGGUUAAAACCUCCUCCUGCUGCAAACUGGUGCAGCCCCGCCCCUAAGCUGUCUGGAGACACGUCUUCCUCUUCCUCUUCCUCAUCCAUUCAUUGCAGCACCGACACAGCAGACCUCAAACGGGAAGCAAACGGCUCGGGUGCAAUGAAGUCUCCAGAUUUGAAGAAAAAGAUCCACCAUGUGACGUGGCCCUGACCUCUAACCUCUAUACACACGGACCUGAUUGCAGCUCGGGCUCUGAAGGACAGACCGCUCCCCUCCCACCGAAUGUUGUUUCCCAGUAUCUGUGCUCUCCCCAUCCAAGUUAUCCAACUAAAUGUACCACAGAAGGGAUGAAACCCCUUAAACCUGUGUGUCUACGCCACCUCACAGCUCUCUGUCUGCCAUGAGCUGACGGGAUGGUUCUCCGAGGAUCCUGCUUUUAAAGUCACAAGCUUCCUUGUAGCUUUCCACAACCUCAAGUGCCCUUACCAUAGAUGAUCAGCGACUCUCCUCGUGUCCUACACGGAGAGCUUCUCGAGGACAAAACAAGUAACACGACUUUUGUUUUCUGAAAUGCCAUUUAUGGAAAUGAUGGUUGUUGAUGUUCUGUUUCUGUGCACAAGUUGGUUUUGUUCAGAGGGCCUCCAGUACUGAGUUGCGAAGGUGACAGGGUGCUUUUCCUGUCUAGGUUUUGUUUAAAAUGUUGUAAGUGGUAGUACCAUGACUUGAAUGGACAGAUUAUCUUUGAAACAAAUGAUUUAGGCUCUCAUAGUUUGAGAUUGUGACUGAUGGACAUAUCUAAGAUUCAUUGUUAACACUUUUUAAGGCAGUGCAAAACAAUAGUGUGUUUGAAGCGAUAGUAGGUGUCUUUUCUUUUCUUCUCAAUGAACUCCAUUCCACUGAUGUUUGGCCUCAGUUGUUCAGGGUUUUUAAAUAUGAGUAUCUUGUUAUUGUGCAUUUUUUUUUUUCAGGCUGGAUCAUAGUCCAUGGUUAAACAGCCAUUUUGACACAGAGGAAGCAAGUAACCUUUAUUCAUGUACUUGAAUAUCAUCUUAAAAUAGACUAAACCAGGAAUAUUGUUAUUUUGGAAGUAUGUAUUCUGAAUUGUGUAUAGAUUGACUCAGUUACUUUCUUUGAAACGGAUGUAGACAGAGUUCAUCAAAAAGAUUUACAAAGCAUUUUAAAUCCAUUGUGAAAUCCAGUGUCAUGUUUGUAUCGAUGCUUUUUAAAAUAAAUUGUCUCAAUACAA
Molecule: messenger RNA, 1660 nt
Organism: Anarrhichthys ocellatus (wolf-eel)
Lineage: Eukaryota; Metazoa; Chordata; Actinopteri; Perciformes; Anarhichadidae
Gene: tslig2
Product: chromosome unknown C2orf49 homolog
Exons: 4
Coding region: 40-624 (194 amino acids)
Biological process (GO): embryonic morphogenesis
Cellular component (GO): tRNA-splicing ligase complex
Source: RefSeq, a predicted model, not a curated record